UUCUCUGUCUUCCUCCCAUCCAGAUGAGUAGGACCAAGGGCGAUGAGGAAGAGUACUGGAACAGCUCCAAGUUCAAGGCUUUCACCUUUGAUGAUGAAGAUGACGAGCUCUCACAGCUGAAAGAGUCCAAGCGCGCGGUGAACAGCCUCCGGGACUUCGUGGAUGACGGUGACGACGACGACGAUCUGGAGAGGGUUAACUGGAGCGGGGAGCCCGUGGGCAGUAUCUCGUGGACUAUCAAAGAGACCGCUGGUAACAGUGGGCCAACCCAAGAGGGCCGAGAACCGAAGAACCGAAACAGCUUCUCCUAUGGACAGCUGCCCAAGCCGACUUCUACCUACUCCCUGAGCAGCUUUUUCAAAGGGAGAACUAGACUUGGAAGUUUCCAGUCCCUUUCCGAUGCGCUGUCGGACACACCUGCCAAAAGCUAUGCUCCAGAGCUGGGGAGGCCCAAGGGGGAGUACAGGGAUUACAGCAAUGACUGGAGCCUCUGUGACACAGUGCGACGCCUCCGGAAAGGGAAGGUCUGCUCUCUGGAAAGAUUCCGCUCCUUGCAGGACAAGUUACAGCUCCUGGAAGAAGCGGUGAGCGUGCACGAUGGAAACGUCAUCACCGCGGUUCUGAUCUUCCUGAAGAGGACACUGAGCAAAGAGAUCCUCUUCCGAGAGCUGGAGGUGCGCCAGGUGGCCCUGAGGCAUCUCAUUCACUUCCUCAAGGAAAUCGGGGACCAGAAGCUGCUCCUGGAGCUCUUCAGGUUCCUCGAUAGGACAGAGGAGCUGGCGCUGUCCCACUAUCGAGAGCACCUGACCAUUCAGGACCCUGACAAGCGAAAAGAAUUCCUUAAGACCUGCGUUGGUUUGCCAUUUUCAGCAGAAGAUACUGCACACAUACAAGACCAUUACACCCUUCUAGAGCGUCAGAUCAUCAUUGAGGCAAAUGACCGCCAUCUAGAAUCGGCCGGACAGACGGAGAUCUUCCGGAAGCACCCCCGCAAAGCUUCCAUCCUCAACAUGCCGCUAGUGACGACGCUCUUCUAUGCCUGCUUCUACCACUACUCGGAGCCCGAGGGGACAUUCAGUAGUCCCAUCAACCUGAAGAAGACCUUCAAGAUCCCAGACAAGCAGUACGUGCUGACAGCCUUGGCUGCUCGUGCCAAGCUCCGCGCCUGGCAUGAUGUCGAUGCCCUCUUUACCACAAAGAACUGGCUGGGCUAUACCAAGAAACGAGCCCCCAUCGGCUUCCAUCGGGUGGUGGAGAUUCUGCACAAGAACAAUGCCCCUGUCCAGAUACUACAAGAGUAUGUCAAUCUGGUGGAAGAUGUGGACAUGAAGUUGAACUUGGCUACUAAGUUCAAAUGCCAUGAUGUCGUCAUUGAUACCUGCCGGGACCUGAAGGACCGCCAGCAGUUGAUGGCCUACCGGGGUAAGGUGGACAAAGGCUCUGCCGAGGAGGAGAAGAUUGACACCAUUCUCAGCAGCCCGCAAAUCCGAUGGAAGAACUGAGCGUCGUUCACUCCCUGAAACUGACCAGCCUCGUGUCCUCCUUCCCCUCCUGUGAGAGAAGACAGCUCCUCCCUGGGAGCGGCGGUCACAGGCUCCCCCGGCACGAACCGUCGACAACAAGCCGUGCCUGGUGCUCCGGGACAGAAGCCCGACGACUUUAGGCUGACCUUUCUACCAAGGGUCAAGAUCACAAGCUGUGGCUGCUCCUGAGAAAGACUCUCUGCACCUGGUGCUCGUGUGGAGGUGGCUGUGGGUUCCGGUUGAGCCCAUGGUCUCUCUCUCAGGCUGAGAAAAGAGGCCUCCUGGCCCACGGGAGCUCACAGGGUGGGUGGCCUCUCUUCUUCUCAGCUCCUGAUGACCCUGGACAUGAUCUGGACAUAGGCAGCCCUGCUCUAAAUGCAGGCAGAGCAGGACCACGUGUCUGCAUCGCAGUGCCACAGAGCGGUGCUAGCAUUGCCCGGGACUGACGGACGGGAGACGAGCUCACAGACGAGCUCACAUGGUCCCCUGACCUGCUGGGGGAGAGAUGGCCGGCAUCGGACUACUUCAGCCAGUGCCCCUCUGCUGUCACAGCCACUGUAUCCUCUGACCAAAAACACAUGGUUCCUUUUGCACCUACACACCGAGGCACUGAGAUGACCUUGAGUGGGUGUCCAAACCACUGCCUUUUCUUGUUCUUCUCCCACCCCAGCCCCAUGUCCGUCUGGGGCAUGGCUGGGGCAGGACUUGAGGACAAAGCAACAUUUCACUUCGCCAGGCGCUUCUUGAAGCUUCCCGGGGCCGAACCCAGCAGCCUUUCUGACCCUGGAGUAUUAGGAUAGAGGUCUUCUGUUCCCUGGUCUUUGAGAAGACCAUCCUGCCACACUAACGUUUGCCCUGUACCGAGUUUCGCCUCCUUCCCACCCACUGAGCUGGGUUUCCCCGACUUGCCCAGACUCCUAAUAAAGCUGUUUGCUUCUGGG
Messenger RNA from Echinops telfairi (small Madagascar hedgehog), 2464 nucleotides. It is a transcript of the gene VIPAS39, whose product is annotated as VPS33B interacting protein, apical-basolateral polarity regulator, spe-39 homolog. The transcript is spliced from 19 exons. Gene Ontology annotation, biological process: intracellular protein transport; vacuolar transport. Bases 24 to 1502 code for a protein of 492 amino acids. The record is from RefSeq and is a predicted model, not a curated record. NCBI's taxonomy places the organism in Eukaryota, Metazoa, Chordata, Mammalia, Afrosoricida, Tenrecidae. Gene Ontology annotation, cellular component: cytoplasm.